Eurytemora carolleeae is the source of this 470-nucleotide messenger RNA. Its product is annotated as superoxide dismutase [Cu-Zn]. Gene Ontology annotation, molecular function: superoxide dismutase activity; copper ion binding. Gene Ontology annotation, biological process: removal of superoxide radicals. Bases 1 to 402 code for a protein of 133 amino acids. The transcript is spliced from 5 exons. The record is from RefSeq and is a predicted model, not a curated record. Lineage: Eukaryota; Metazoa; Arthropoda; Copepoda; Calanoida; Temoridae.
AUGUCAAAAAUUGAGGGGAUUAUACUUGGUGUAGGGGCCAAGAAAAAUCAUGGAUUUCAUAUUCACGCUGAAGGAUCUUUAGACAAUGACUGCGCAGGCGCCGGCGGCCAUUUUAAUCCCGAUCAGAAAACCCACGGAGCCCCUGAUGCUGAAGUGAGACAUCUUGGUGAUCUUGGAAAUGUUCAUGCUGAUCUAACAGGAACUGUCGAGCUGAGAAUUCAGGAUUCCAUGGUCAGCCUAUUCGCUGACGAAGAGCAUUCAAUCAUUGGCAAGGCUCUUGUUAUUCACGAAGGUGAAGACGAUCUAGGACUAGGAGGGGAUGAAGGAAGCCUGGCAACCGGAAAUGCGGGAGCUAGAGCCGGAUGUUGCAUCAUCAAAGAAGUCACCCAUUUCCGGAACUAAAUUGGACUUCUCCAAAAACCAUUAUUUUGUGUUAUUUUGUAAAAUAAACAUGAAAAUUCUUUUAAAAA